Messenger RNA from Brassica napus (rape), 4218 nucleotides. RefSeq names its product putative F-box/FBD/LRR-repeat protein At1g16940. Gene Ontology annotation, molecular function: protein binding. The transcript has 3 exons. The record is from RefSeq and is a predicted model, not a curated record. Bases 2671 to 3945 code for a protein of 424 amino acids. NCBI's taxonomy places the organism in Eukaryota, Viridiplantae, Streptophyta, Magnoliopsida, Brassicales, Brassicaceae.
AGAAAAUAUUAAACUUUAGUUUCUAUUUUUUUAUUUACAUAGCUGAUAUAUUAUUAUAUAAUAAAAUUAAUUCAUUUAUUAACCUGCGGUUCAUCCGCGGUAAAACAGUGAUCCAUUAACCCGGUAAGUCGUCCGGUUCAAUGUCCGGAUCGGAUUUAAAAACAUUGGUUGCGGAAUUAAUAGAAGAAGAUGUAUAUAGGUAGUAAAUUUAAUUGGAGAGAAUUAUGGAAGCAAAUAUUGUUUAUAGAUAUGAGUCCAUAUUUUUCUUUCAAUUAUUAGAAAUAAGUAUAUAUCGUAAAUUUUUUAAACUAAUUUGCGAGUAUGAUGUGAUAUACAGAAUUUUUUAAAAUAUGUUAUACGAUAAUUUUUUUAUAUAUUUGUAUCAUAUAUGUGGUGGAGUUAUUGAGAAGUGUUUUUGGAUAUCAAUAUUAUUAGUAUCAUAUAUGUUCUACUGGUUAAAAUAUUAUUAUAUAGAUAUUUGUUCGCUAAUAUAUAUGUCGUGGGACAAAAAAGAAAAAAAAAAGUCAAAUAGCAUAUGCUUUCUCUAAGCAUGAAACUAAACGACGUGCAUUUGAUCAAGAGACUCAACGCUUGAAACAUGAUAAAGUUUAUAGGGAGGUAGAGGAGUCCUAAUUUUAGAACAUAUUAUAUACUACAUGAGCUGUUGGUUUCCGUUUACCAAACAUAUAACAUAUAACCGGCUAUGAAAACAAUAAACCAAUAUGAGGAGUGAGUCUCUUAAUGGCGAUAUAUAAGGGAAUAUUAAAUCAUCUCAACAUUGCACGAACAAAUACAGCAUUAGCAAUGUAGAAGAUGGAAACACUAAGAAGCUUUUCGGAAGUGGCCAAAACGAUUACGUUUGCUCUACUGUGUCCCAUUUGUCUGUCACAUUGUAUAAGAGAUGAAUUAGCCAGUUGCUAACACAACGCAAAGAGGAAAACAACAGAACCAAUUCAUAAUAUGCAUUUUGGGAGAAAGUGAGUAAUCAUACAACGUGAUGGAAGGUACCUUUUGUUGUUGAAAAUCUGUGAAGGAGGUACCUUUUGUUGUUGAAAAUCUUCAGUACCCGAAGUGUUAGAAAAGUCAUCGAGUGUAUUUGUUUGCAUAAUCAUAGCUUUGUGUUAAAGACCAUUGACACUGAAGCACUGCAAUAUGGAACAGGUGCGAGUAAAAUGCAUAUCAAAUAACAAUGAGUUAUUAACAAAAGAGAAAAUUGUACAUACAAUGAAGUCCAUGUUUCAAAGAAAGAACAAUUUUAUUUUUAAGCAGAAAAUACAUACACAAAGAAAGAGAAUUACCAUGGAGAAUAAAAGAUGCAAAAGGACCUGCGCAGAAGAUCUUCUCCUCAGGGCCGGGUCAGAUAAACAGGCAGAAGCACCAAUGUGAUGGAAGUUAUCAAGACUCAAAUACGAAUAAACUGAGCCAAAUCCCAUACAUACAGAUAAAAUGGUUAACGGUUUGCUUCCUUAAAAGACUUGAGUCAAAAAGGUAUGCAUGCAGUACUAACGUUGCUUCAACAUAACAAUUUGGGAAGGAAAAGAACCUAUUGAAUGUGAAGCCAUUGUGGAAACAUAAAAAGCUUACACUUUGAGAUCUUUAAAGAAGCGUAAAGAUACCAAUUCACUGAGAAUAAAGCAGAGUAAUUGAAAGCAAAACGUAAUAAGUACGAAACGAACCCAUUACGCAAGAAGAAACGCAGCGACUGGAAUCAUAAAAUGAAACAAAUUAGGAUUCUUAGCAAAAUCAAAUAUAGGGUUGUCAAGCAAAAAUUAAUGCUUAGCGGAUAAACACAAAAGAUCUCAUCAAAGAAUAAAACCCACAUAUGUUGUUUGGGGAAGAUCAGAGGAGGGCACAACGGAAAAACCAUCAAGCAUAUUGUUUCUAGACCCAAAGCCAAUCGUAUGCAUGGAUGUCUCGAAACCAAUUAAAUCAAGCUUCAUCUUUUAACCAUAUAAAAUCUUUGAAAUCCCACAAUUGAAAAGUGAUAUAAAAUCAUAAGCGUCGCGGAUCAAAACUGGACCCGGCCAUGCAUAGCUUCACUGGUGACGUUGCUCAGCGACGUAUGUCAGCCGACUAUGUAUGGAGGUAGUGGAAGAGAGAAGUUAUGGUGCGCACUGAUUCAAGACGACAGCUGAUUUUGAUCCGGCUUCUAUGGGUACAGAAAGAACCAAAAUUUUAUGAGGAUUAAAGAACAUAAAGGAUUUAUAUAAGAGGAAUAACGAAAGGAGGUGAAAUGAUAGCGUGGCUCAGGAGUAAAGAAUUGGAUUGAAUGAUUGAGAGUAAUAACUCAAAGAAACUGCUAUUUGCAGAAUCGGUAACGACGAUGGUAAAGUGGAAGAUGGGAGUUGGGCUUGGGACUACUACGAAUUAUAGAAGCUCAGAAUGAAUAGUCUCGGGAAAAUCAUGCCUCGACUAAAGCAGGUAUGACAUGGAAAAAUAGAGCAUUCUUAUUGGACGAAUUAAUUUGAGGACGUGGCAGCCUCGCUAUUGAGUAUAUGCUACUUUUAGUAUUGUGAUAGCGGCAUUAACAUGAAUAGUUGAUCACUCAGAAACCCUAGCUCGGAUUGGUGUUGCUUGUUUAACAAGCUUUCUCAAUUGUUUAACUCGAGCCUAGACGUUUGCGUUUCCAACUCUUUGGUAAAAUCACACGGCUUCAAAAAUUCUAUAGAGAUGACGUUAAAGAAGAAACCUGUUGGUGUUGAUAGAAUCAUCGAAAAAGAAGAAGAUAUGAUCAGCCAGUUACCAGAUUGUUUGCUUUGUGAGAUACUUCUCAAUCUUCCCACGAAGGAUAUGAUCAAGGCUAGCCUGUUAUGUCGCAGAUGGAGAGAUCUUUGGCAAUCUGUUCUUGGAUUGGAUUUGGAGUUUAAUAGCUCCACAGAUUUUGAUAAAUACGGUUUCUUCAACAGAUUUAUAGAUGUGAAGAGGGACGUGUGCUUACAAAGAAUUAAGCUACGGUAUGCUAGAUACAAGGACAAUACUUAUAACGAGACAACAAUAGACACUGCUAUUAAGCAGAAAAUUCAACAUUUAGAUGUUGGUUAUGUUGACCCAAAAAGAAGAAAAGAUGUUCGUUUAACGUUAAUUAAGAUACCUCCAACCAUUUAUACAUCGUGUGAGAGGUUGGUCUCUUUGAAACUCUAUCGUGCAACCUUGCCUACACCUCCGCAGUCAGUUUCUUUGCCUUGUCUCAAGUUCAUGGAUCUCAAACAAAUCUGGUUUGUUGACAGUUUGUUAAUGGAUAUGCUGAUCUCUGUCUGUCCAGCUUUAGAAACCCUAACUGUGGAUUUAUUGUAUGGAGUCAAAGUCUCAUCUCCGUCUCUUUUGAACCGUCACUAUAUUGAAAGAAUCAUUAUGAAUGAUUUGAUCUCCAUUGUUAAGUUGUAUUUUGUUGGUUUGAUUACUUCCGUUGAAAACUAUCUUCAUUUGCUUACAGUGAUCUCUCGUGUAAGAGAGAUAACCAUCUCUUCUGACAUUCUCACGGUCCAUCGUAAGUUCUCCAAAUCGGAAUCAUUACCCCAGUUUCAUAAACUUUCUUUCUUGAGCGUCAAGGCUAUCAAUAACUUUGGAUUCUGGGAACAUUUGCUAGUCUUUCUUGAGAAGUGUCCAAAUCUAAAAUCCCUUGUCAUGGACUUUAAAAGUUAUCAUUAUGGAUUAAAUUUUUUCGAUGUGCCUCAGUGUGUCUUAUCAUCGCUUGAGUUUGUUGAGGUAAGAGCAAAGGACAUGGCAGAUAUGAAGAAAAUAGGGAGUUAUUUUAUGGCUAAUUCAACAGCACUCAAGAAAUUCACACUCCGUUUAGAUCAGAUAGAAGAAGAACAUUAUGUGAUCCUCAACGAGCUCUUUGCAUUGCCAAGACAAUCUAUGGAGUGUGAAGUUGUUGUUCGCUGUAGAGCUUUUGGAACAUGCAAGCCCUUUUCUUUGUUUACUUGUGCUAACGGUUUCUCCUGAUUGGAAGUCAUGUACUUUAGGGUUUGAGCUUUGCAGGUCAUUUUGUGUUCCAUAUUAUGGGAAGUCGUAAUAGGCGCUGCCUAAUUAGGAGUCUCAAUGAAAUAAUCUCCAAGGCAGGACAAUUAACUCUGCUAUUUAAUUUAUGUUCUGCUUAACCAUAUGAUGUUUCAAUUUAUAUUUUUCAGAUACUAAAACAAUGUGAACCUGCAAUUAUAUAUUCCACCACAUUCUGAUGUACCCUUUUUAUUCAACAAACAAUAUGUUUUCACUUUA